AUGAGCGGUGUUCUUGCUUCAACCUCCAACGCGGCGGGUGCCAGCGUCACCUCCACGACAAGAGUUCCCUCUAGCAGUACUCGUGGGCAGGCAGGACCUCAGGCCGACCAAAAUGGAUUCCCCCCGCUCAAGGAGAACGAGGUGGAACUCGUCAUAAAGCGGUUCUGGCGUGAUACUAGACCUCGCGUAUGCGUCCGCAGUGAUGUGAAGAACGUCCGAGGGUUCAGCUUUAGGCUUCUUGUCUGGCCUCAAGGAUCCAAAUCCUCUCACAAUCACCUCUCGGCAUUCGUGGAAGUCGUGCCACCUCAGAACGUGAACUCCACUACUGCGAGUAGCGGGGGCAAUGGGCCUGUUGAUGCUGGGGAUGCCAGCGAUAGAGAGAGUAGUGCUCAGAUACGCUCGAAGGGUGGUAGUGGCGGUGUCUUCGGUGGUGCUCUCCUCUCCAACGUCUUGGCCACAGACCAUAUAAACUCCCUUCUGCAGAGCCUCUACUACAUCCCUGCAGUCCGCAAGGCUAUCUACAGUAUCGACACCAAGCCUAGCAGCGGACCAGACCUAGACGCGACCUUUAGGAAUGGAAUACCGGAUCUGGGAUGUGAGGACUCUGAGGCGGCCGCUUGCAUUGAGGAAAGGGUAGAAUCACUACACUCUAUUGAAGGGGACCUAGAGGGAGUAUGCGGGGAUUUGAGAAUGAUAAUGGAGUUGGUGACAGGAAAAUCGGAGUAUGCUCGGGUUGCCGAGAGGGAGCUGUUGUCGUCGCAAAGGCGUCCGGCAACACCGGUCGCUGGAGGGCGCGGGAGCUCGGGGGCCAGUGAUAGAGGUGCGAGGGCCGCUAGGAAGUUCGAGGAGAUGGAGAGACACUUACUGGGAAGAUUCAGGAAGUCCCGCGUUGUGAUCGAACAGCUGAUGGAGAUCGUUGACGAGCUGCUGUCAUGCGAGAAGAGGAGGAUUUCCCACCCGAGAUUUGGGGAGCUCCAGAAGCAUCAACUUAUGCUAAGGAGUGUUAUGCGGAAGCUAAAUAAGUGUGUCGACUAUAUGCUGCACCAACAGCAGCUACUUCGGGAGGAAAUCGUGGAGUACUUGAAGAAAAGGAAGGGAGAGUCUGAUGAUAAUGGGGACCAGGGGGAUGAUGGAGGUGACCCCAAGGAGUCGCCUCCGCCGCAGCCGUGCCUCAUUCGGGAGCUACAGCUGUUGUUUGCUCGUAUGGAGAUGCAACAGGACGAGAGUGGCAUCUGUCGUAUAUGCAACGGAUCCAACGGGCCUAGGGUGAUCGACACUUCGGGGGUUAUUCGGGCCUUGGGUCUCGAUGGGCCCAACUGCACUGUGUCACCUGAGAGGAUCUACUCUAGCUUUUUUGAUAAGCUUCAGAAGCACGCUAGUUUGAUUUCUAAGGCCGCAUGGGAGCGCCUGGCCGACCUCUUUCAAGGAUGGGCAGUGUACUCUCCUUCUGGCCAGGACUCGGAAGCGAGGUCGACUGCCUCUGGAAGGGGCCAUCACCAUGGUCAUCACGAGGACCGGGACUCUGCGACGUCAUCUUCCUCGUCUGGACCAACGACCAGUGAGGCUUAUUCGUUCAGUCAUUUACGCUUCAACAACGGGAAGAGCAGCUCUAUCGAGAAGCACCUGUCUUGUUGGACGCAGAACCCUACUAACACUGCUGAGCAUCGCCAUACUAGUGCUGGUGGGACUUGCUGUGGGGUCCAUGCUCCUGCAGCUGCAGAUGGGGUCAUUGUGGGUGGAGGAGGGGAAGAGGAUGCAAGUGGGAGUAAGCGCUCCUGUCAGUUCAUCAACAUCCCUCCUAUACUUCAUCUGCAGUUCAUCAAUAAGAUCAAGGAGAGGUUGGACAUUUCGGAACAGCUCGAUUUCACGCCCUAUAUGGACCCGGUAGUAGUGGAAGCUGCCAACCAGCGAUACCAGCAGCUGGGCCGAACGGGCUCACUCUUAACAUCGCCUGGUGGGGAGGAUGGGAAGGGGGGCAGCAGCGAGAACGAUGAUGUAUGUGAUCGGGAUAGCACUGGGAGCUCGGGGGGAGAUGACAGCCCAGAUGUCGCCUUGUCCUCAAGGCACAUUGAUGGGAGCCGUGCCGCGACCUCUGAGUUCCGCUAUCGCCUCCACUCUGUUACCUUCUCCACGAACGUAUGUGGAGCCACGGAUUCUGAGGACCUGGCUGUUGGGCAUUACUACGUCCUAGUCAGGCAGAGUCGGAGGGGACGGUGGUGUCGGAUCGAUGAUGGCUACAGGGAGGUCCUCCAAGACGGCUUCCACUGCACGGAGUGGGUCUUCUCACCGGAGUGGGCAUGUGUAGGGCUGUGCUACGUCCGAGAGGAUCAGGAGGACCGCCUUUAUGAGCGCGGGGUGGACUUUAGGCACAUUCGUCCUAGCCUGUACGCUGAGGUGACAGCGGGUCUUCCUGCGAGGAAUGGUCCCCACAAGCCUAUCCAUCUGCAGUGUCACCAGCUAGUGGCACGGGAUCAUGCACUGCACCCUGCGGCUCACUCGCCGCUCAUCUACGAUCAGCUCGCCUUAGCACAGGGUAGAGCUGACCAAAACGGACAGUCCAAUCAGGAUAUGGAAGCUGUUGCCUUAGCAGCUGCAGCAUCCGCGUCCCCACAGAUCGAGGUUACUCUAGUCACCGAGGGCCAGCUGACGAAUGUCGAUGGUUACUACCUUAACGGUAUGUUCCCGCAUAAGGGGAGGAAGUUCUUGGUGAGGAAGGACAUCCCUGUGGAGAGAUUGAUGAAAGCGGUGGAAGAGCACUUCAAAAUUCCAAAGCAUAUGCAGAGGCUCUUUGCCUUGCGGUAUUAUUCUGAUACGCAUCAGGAGAGGUUUGAGCUGAUGACCCCGUCCAGGAUGGGGGCGGCAGCUAAGAAGCCGCCACAGCAGCAGCCCCAGGUGGCGGCAGCACCGGUACAGCAAAAGCAGUUGUCGACCAGACGCGAGAGGCUGGGGCAGCAGGCCAACUCUAACAUAAUAGGCCAUGUUGUGGUAUGUGCUGGGCCAUGCCUUCACACGAGAGGCAUCUCACUUGAAGACGCUGCGGCUGAUAUCGAUAGGGUUGAUGACGCUGGAUACGCGCUGUCGGCUUCGGGAUUACUUUCCCGCGAUGGAGCUACAAUAGCCGAGGCAACAGCAGCAACAGCUGAGGAUGACCCUGAUGCUGUAGAGGUGUGGGAGGAAGUGAAUGUACGUGAGGCUGUGAAGCGAGAUGUGGAUCGCACAGUGAAGGAGGAGAAGAUCAUCGAUGGGGAUAUCCUCAUCUUCAUGUCGCCAGGCACUAUCCAGCAAGACAGUGUUCAUGCAGAGACUCCCGCUCCCCCACCUGAUGCUGCCUUGCCUGACGCCCUCCCCGCUGUGACUGCUGUGAAGAGAAAGAUAUUGGUCCCAAGGACUAGUUCACUCCUAGCCGCUACUACACCGGGCGGCACGCUCUCGGCGACGCAGUUGGCGGCCACCCUUGGUGCUGCUACUCCUGGGGAGCUGAGAGUAGCGGAGAGGUACAUUGCCGAGGCAGCGGCUAAGUUGGAUGAUGCUAUGGAGGGUCUGUGCAACGAGCACCAGCGUCAGAUGGCUCCGGCUAGGCCUCAGGCUAAGGCGCCGAGGAAGCAGAGUGUGGGAGAAAAGCCCCCAGUAGUGGAAGCAGCAGCAUCAUCUAAUGCAGACAAGGUUGACGCAGAGUCUUCCGCGGUGAAGGGGAAGGUUAUCGACUCUGGCUGGCAUGUUACUCACACUACCGGCAGUAGUGUUCUCACUGGAACCAUAGGCAGACAGCUGACCCCAGAGCAGCUCAUCGAUUCGGCAUCAGUGGAGACUAUCCAAGAACACGUCCGUAGGGUGGUCCAAGGCCCUAGAUGCUUCAAGUGUGACAUGCCGCUUGGCACGGCUCUGCAUCCUGCUAGGGUUCGCUGCAGCGAGGGCUGUCACCCCGAGCGCGCCUUUCACGACAUGUGCAUCCAAAACCUCGUCCGGGACCGUCACAGUGAGGACUGCGUAUACACCUCGGGGUGCUCAGGCAAGCUCAUCUGCACGCCCAGACACGUCAUCAGCGGCCUUAUCAAGAAGGAUGCUAGGCUCUCGAUGAACGUGCUGAAGCAGAAGUUCGCCACUGUGUUGCCGACGCCGCAAGUUAUGGCGGCCUCGAGUAGUGUCUCCAACGCGCCCCCACUACCAUCACAGAUCGAACAGGCUUGGACUGGUAGCCUUUCUGGUGCGUCUAGGAAGGGCGGUAGGAGGAAGGGUUCCAAGAAGAAGAAUAGUUCAUCUUCCCAUAACAACGAGGUUACUACCGCCAGUAUACCCAAGGACCAGUUAUGGUGGCACGCUUGUAUCCAGGCAUGGGGGUCGGUCGACGAGUUGAACAAGUGGAUGGCCGUCUAUUGUGCCUCCUCCGAGCCUGACACCAAGGCAUGGCAGCAGAAUACUGUGAGCAGGGCCAAGUCGAUCUAUGCUCAGUGGUUGUUGGUCCUCGAGACCCGUAUAUCAGAGAGGGAUCGUAAGCGGGCAUUGGAGUUGGCGAAUACGGCCAAUGCGGGAGGUAAACACCAGACGGUGCAGCAGCCGCAGGCUCGGAAGCAGCAGACCAGGAAGAAGAAGAAGGCUCCUAGUGCGCCGACGGCCACUGAAGUGACGGAUGAUAAUGAUGAUUCCUCCAUGGGCACCAGUGGGAAGGCCGAGGCCUCAUCUGUGACGGGGAGCGACUUAGACGAGAGCGGUGAGGAAGAUGGCGAUCUUAAGCUUAUCGUGCAUAGCGGUAAGUAUAAGCAUUCUGCGACGGAGAGAGCGGCCUCGUCGCUCCAGCCGCCUCCCGUGGUAGAACCACCGGCAGCGGCCAUCAACCCAACAGAGGCAGUGCAGCGAUCGGCUGACAUGAUGUGGUGUUCGGUACAGAGUAAGAAGAAGCGCCAUCAGCAGUUAGUGGCCGAGCAGAAGGCGAGAGAGGCAGAGCAGCAGCAACAGCAACAACAGCAACAGCAACAACAGAAGAAGAAAAAUGAGGCGACGGCGGCGGCCUCACAACAGAAGGUGUCAAAGGAAGAGCCACCUAAGCCGACACCGCAGGUGGCCACUCCCGUUGUCCCUACCCCAGGGCGGCGCUCUAAGAAGAUCCCACCACCUAUUGAGACCAAGUCCCCUUCACCGCCUGCCCGUAGGGUAGCUGAUGAUUCACCGGGGAGAAGGAAAGAUCAGAGCAAGCCCGAGAAGACGACCAAGGUGGAUAACUUGAUACCGUUAUCGCGGUCGCCGGCAACGCCUAAAGCGAAGAGUCCGGCGACAUCUCCUCCUCCAGUGUCACCGCCUCCGCCUCCUCCUCCUCCUCCACCUCCUCCACCGCCUCCGCCGCCACCACAGGAACCACCUGUUGGGGAGACUACUCCAUGCGGACAGGCCGACGACACGCCUGCGCGCCCGAAACUGGCCGGGCUGCCUCUCCCUGCAACUCCAGCGGUUAAGGCGCAUCAUCAUCAUGGUCCUGCAUCGGCUCCAGCAGUGAUUCGCCCGACGUCGGCAACGUCCGCUGACAUGACGUCCGAUACGUCACCGUCCCGCAGCGUUUGGGAACCCAUUCCCAACGCUGAGUGCUCCUCUUUCGCCCCCUUCCCAAAUCCGGAUGCAUCGGCCUGGCUCCGUGGCCCUGCUUCUACUAUACCGGAGCCUCUAUGGGGUCCACCCUCGAUAAGGGAAGAUCCCUGGAGAGGACCUCUCUUUGGUCAGCAGCAGCAGCCGGGUUUUCGCAAUGUCCACCCCUUCAUGAACAAUGCUUUCCCGUCGGCAGCUCCCUUCCCUGCCUUCGGGUCUAUGGGGAUCAAUGGGCGCUCGAUGGCUGACGGCUAUGGUAUGUCCUUUAACGAGGCCAACAUUGGUGUUCCACCUGACUCCUCUUCGGCUGCCUCGACAACUACGAUGUUCCAAAUUCGAGUGAAAAAUUUGAUGCCCGAAAUACGACGCUUCGCUCUGCCGGCCGAUAAACUUUUCGUCUCGGGUGAUGAGGACACUGUUGGAGAAAGCGCCUGUGUUAUGGUGAGAUGUCCCCUUGAUGGCGACUGUGAAUGGCAGAGGCAAACGCUGGUCAAUCUAACUGAUGGUCGAGUCUCCGAGAUAUAUGUAACACCAGUGACCAGUGGCUCUGGUGGCGGCGGCCGCUCGAGUGUCACUGCCCUGCAGUGGUUCCUUCAACUAGGCUCGAAUAAGGAAGCCCAGCGCGUGAGGAGGUGGAUCGUCGCCUCCCAUGCGGCAUGGCAAGCGACUAUAGGCCAGAUGACUGAUUGUUCAGUAUACGGCUUCAACCCGAAUGCUUGCCCAAUCUCUGAUCCCGACUCGCCGACUAUGAGAGCCACCAACUACUGGGUCUUCGGUGAUGACCUUAACGAUGAUUUCACACCAUUCAGUGAAGAGCCGGACGCUCUGUGUAGGAUCCGCACCUAG
This is a messenger RNA of Perkinsus marinus ATCC 50983, 6420 nucleotides long. RefSeq lists its product as hypothetical. Gene Ontology annotation, biological process: protein deubiquitination. The transcript is spliced from 40 exons. Bases 1 to 6420 code for a protein of 2139 amino acids. The record is from RefSeq and is a predicted model, not a curated record. Lineage: Eukaryota; Perkinsozoa; Perkinsida; Perkinsidae. Gene Ontology annotation, molecular function: protein binding; cysteine-type deubiquitinase activity.